Pelodiscus sinensis (Chinese soft-shelled turtle) is the source of this 1190-nucleotide messenger RNA. The record is from RefSeq and is a predicted model, not a curated record. NCBI's taxonomy places the organism in Eukaryota, Metazoa, Chordata, Testudines, Trionychidae.
AUGCCGGAGGCACCGGCACCAGAGUUGGCGCCGCAGGAGGGCACCGUUCCUGUGCAGCUCUCGGCACUGACAUUGCCUCCACUUGUCCUGCAGCCAGCUAUUCCAGCGACACCGAGCCUCCAGCCAAUCAACAACCAGACUAUGGAGGCUGCUUUGUUGCCUGCCAAAAAUCUGCAGAUUGUGAUACAGCAACUGCAGAGAGAAAACGCCCAACUCAAGGAAGAGAAGGAAAUCAAAAAAGAGUUUCCAGAAGCAGAAAACCUACGGAUAGCGAUACAGCAACUGCAGACAGAAAAAGCCCAACUCAAGGAAGAGAAGGAGCAACUCCAAAAAGCAAAUGAGAUCAAAAAAGAGCUUCCAGAAGCAGAAAACCUACAGAUUGCGAUAGAGCAACUGCAGAGAGAAAACGCCCAACUCAGGAAAGAAAACUUUUCUUUUGCAGCCCAACUCAAGGAUGAAAAGGAAAGGCAGAAAAAUCGUUCCUCGGCAGAAGAACUCCAGAAGGGAACAGGGAACUUGGGGAAGAAAAUAAGUGAAAUGCAGAAGGAAUUAGACUGGAGAAGGGCUCGGAACAAUUCAGAUGACAUCAAACUGGAUGCAGACACGGCCCAUCCCAACCUCUCUGUUGCUGGGGAUAAGAAGAGUUUGACACAUGAACCCCAACCUCAAAAAUCGCCACCAAAUUCAGAGAGGUUUGAUUCGACUGCCUGUGUGCUGGGCUCUGAAGGAUUCUCCGAUGGAAAGCACUACUGGGAGGUGGAUGUCGAGAGCAGCACUGAGUGGGACCUGGGGGUGGCCCUCAAAUCCAUAGAAAGAAAAGGAAAAAUGUCCCUGUCCCCUAAAGAGGGAUUCUGGGUCCUGGGUCAGAGUGGGAGAGAUUAUUGGGCAAAAACAGAUCCAUGGACCCGGGUCAUAGUGCAGAAAAAGCCCAAGAAAAUUGGAGUUUACUUUGGUUAUGAAGAGAGGCAGGUGACCUUCUUCAGUGUAACUGACAUGUCUGUGUUGUUCACAUUUAGUGAUUGUUCAUUCUCAGGAGAGGUUUGUCCAUUCUUUAAAAAUUCCCAUAAAGAAACAACAAUGAGAAUUUGUUCAAUUAAAGAGGAAUAAAUAUAACAUGACAGUGAUGCUGAUUUUAUAUUAAUGUAACUGAAAUCAAGGUUAUAAUGAGGGAACUGUGAUAUAAAAAUCUA